CCGUGCCGUGCGUAACGACGUGAUGACGUCGAAACACAGAAGUUGAGGAGAAGACCUGCGAGUUUCUUUUUCUUUUUCUCUUGACGUCUCCGCUCAUUUGUGCCACGUCUUUCUGGGUUCGGGACGGAGGAGGACGCAGCAGCGGGACACCGGGAUCUGCUGCAGCUGUGAUGGACCACAUGAAUCACAUGAACCACAGCACCAUGGAUAUGGACCACGCCCACCACCAUCACCACACUGAAGCCACCCCCACCAGCGGGGGACAUGACCACGGAGGAGGAGGAGGAGGAGGAGGGGGUGAUGGGGGCCACGGGGGCCACAUGGGGAUGGCGAUGACUUUCUACUUCGGUUACAACAACGUGGAGCUGCUGUUUACGGGGCUGCUCAUCAACUCACCUGGAGAGAUGGUGGGUGCGUGUGUGGGCGUGUUCCUGUUGGCCAUCCUGUAUGAGGGUUUGAAGAUUGGUCGUGAGACGUUGCUGCGUCGGAGUCAGGUCAAUGUUCGCUACAACUCCAUGCCGCUGCCGGGCAGCGAUGGGACGGUGCUGAUGGAGACGCACAAGACGGUUGGGCAGCGGCUGCUGAGCCCCGCCCACUUCCUGCAGACCCUGCUGCACAUCAUCCAGGUGGUGGUCAGCUACUUCCUCAUGCUCGUCUUCAUGACCUACAACGGCUAUCUCUGCAUCGCCGUGGCGGCCGGCGCCGGGAUGGGCUACUUCCUGUUCAGCUGGCGGAAGGCGGUGGUCGUGGACAUCACGGAGCACUGCCACUAACACGUGUUCACCUAACGCUAGCUCAUAGAAGACAUGAACGUUACUGCGUAACCAUGGUAACGGUAUCAUCAGUUAGAGAUUAACUUGCAGAGCAGCCAGCUCUGAUCUUGAACCUGUGGGGGGCGAGUCGGCCAAUCACAGCUCAGAUCAGCUGGGUGGUUCCCGACCGGCGGAUCACAUGACUGUUUGUUUGUUUUAGUGCCAUGACAAAGUUAACCUGUACACGUCUCACGUGUUUUUAAUUAGCCUCGUUAGCUGAUCCAGUCACAUGACUCAACUAAUUCUUCAGAAACGUCUUGAUUAGGGACUAAUCUAUCUUUUUAUCAGAUAAUUUGUAGCAGUAGAACCACGUCAUUUUACAUAGUUUACAUUUUUGUUUUUUGUGAAUGUAAUGAAGUUGUUCCAAGUAGAUUUUCACAGAAAAUAUUAAUGUCAUAAAUACGUCACAAUUCUGAUCAUUUUUUCUGUUUUGUGGUAAAACUGAGGCUCAGCUUUGUUCCAACACAACCCGAUUGACUUAAGUUUCCAUGUUGCCGCUGGCCUUAAUACCGUCGCCACCGGCCUCAACAACACCCAGCCUCAACGCCGCCACCCGCUGCCUUACGUACCGACCGCCAGUCCUGCUGACUGCGCACCAGCUGCUGUCGUCGUGGAGACGGAGUCUGUGUUGUAACCUAUCAAAGAUUGACUAUUAAAGUUCUUGUGAUUUUUUUUUUUUUUUUUUUUUUUUUUUUUUUUUUCUUUUUCUUGUUAUUUAAUGGAGUCACACUGAGGUGGGCGGAGAUUCAGAUUCUGGACCAAUGAGACUCAAGGAGAAUCACCAGCUAGGAGGUCAGGAGACAGAGGUCACAGUUGUGUGAACAACUGUGGGAGGCAUCUGCACCUCUGACAUGAACCAGGUUCUAUGUCUGAUUCGUUUCUAGACAAACCACGUUUCUGGUUCAGAUCUGGAGGAGGAAGUUUUGGAAAAAGCAGCUGGAAGCACUUUAUGAGCUGAAACACUAAAAACCACCAGCUGCACUUGAUAAAGACAUCAGAGACAAUCAAUCACAUUCUGUUCUUGACAGUCUGACUGGACUUACCGGGGCGUUCAAGGACCAGAAUGUGAACUUAACUAUCCUCCUAGAAAUGAUAGACAAGGCUGUCGGUGCCUCUCUAGGUCUGGUCUCGUGAUGUCUCAAUAGUUCUGGUCUCCUGGGGUCUCAAUAGUUCUGGUCUCCAUCCUGCAUCUCCGUAGUUGUGGCUGUGCAAGGUCGCAGCAGGUGCGUUCACCUCAGUGUGAGCCGACUUAUGUGAUCAUGGAUGUUUGAAACGUGAUGAAUGCUGGAAUCUGAAACAAGAAUAAAGUUUCAAUAGCAACUCUGAA
Messenger RNA from Cololabis saira (Pacific saury), 2139 nucleotides. It is a transcript of the gene slc31a1, whose product is annotated as solute carrier family 31 member 1. Lineage: Eukaryota; Metazoa; Chordata; Actinopteri; Beloniformes; Belonidae. The transcript is spliced from 5 exons. Gene Ontology annotation, cellular component: membrane. Gene Ontology annotation, biological process: copper ion transmembrane transport. Bases 171 to 773 code for a protein of 200 amino acids. Gene Ontology annotation, molecular function: copper ion transmembrane transporter activity. The record is from RefSeq and is a predicted model, not a curated record.